GUUGGUGGGGAAACUUGUGCUCCAUUCAGUCGGGGAUCUAAUAGCAGUAAGUUAACACACACUCUAACAACGACAUAGACUCCCAGUGGGCUUGAAAACAAGCCUCGACACAAUCCAGACAUUGGAAUCGAUACUUCCCGUCCGGAAGUUGAUCAUUUCCGUCCCGAGUUCCAUUAUCCUGCGGAGGAAGAAUAAAAAGGAGCAUCAAAAUGAACGGAACUGACGUGGCAGAUGUGGAGACGGAUACGGAAAUAGCUCCACUACCAGCACCCGCCCCAGCUCCAUCCUUGUUAACAGUAACUGAAUUGGACUCGAAAGUGGCCAUUCCGGCCGAGGAGCCACAUACCGAACUUGCUGUGAUUCCAGGAGUACAAGAGCCGGAUGCAGAACCGACAUCAGCCAAGGCUCCUGAUCCCGUACGACCGCCAGCUAUGACCGGAAGUGCCUUGCGGACUCGUAAGCCGCACCAUGAACCGACCGAUCCGAUGCGCGGCUUCGGAGCUUGGGAUGAUCCGGGAGUUUCAGUUUUCGCCACCGCCGCCCAGGAGCCCAUUCCCAACAUGCUGAGCUACUUGAAACCGAUGCCGGGCACAGCCUGCGACCAGGACAAGGAUACCUGCAAGUUGAAGUCGCAGAAAUCGGUGGCGGAGAACUCCCUCUUCCGGCUGAUCAAGUACCAGGUGGAGGAGCUGGCCGCCGACCGCCACACCCACAUGAAUCCCAAGCAGCGUCUGGAGCGGACCGAUGGUGUGAUUACCGCCGCCCUGGCGGAGGAGCUGCAUCGCCAACAGGUGGCGGCCAGCAGGCGCAUCCAGUUGCACAGGAACGUGAAUGACUUGCGGAGGCUCAAGGCGGAGGUGGACCAGGCGCAUACCGCCCUGGUGGUGCGACAGACCAUCCUGGAGAAUGAGCGCCAGGCUGCGGAAAUCAAGCAGAAGGAGCGAAACAAGGCGUUGGCGGAGAAGAGGCAGUUGGAGCAGGAACAGCGGGCGGAGGAGAUGAAGAAGGGUCUUAAGGCGUCCACAUUCCGACGCGACCUAAUAAUCCAGAUCACCGAGGCGCGCGAAAAGCGCCAAAAAGAUCAGCAGGCCAUGGUCGAGGAGGGGCGGCGAGAGCGGCGCGAGUUCCUGGCCAAGGUGGAGGAGGAUCGUAUCCAGGAUAUCAUCAAAUUGGCCAAGAGCCGGCGGGAGCUGAUGGAGGGCCUGCAACAGUCUGUCGCCCAGAGCAGCGCCAACCGGGAGGUCACGGCGAAGGCGUCGAAGGGCAAGCCGGAGCGUGGUAUUCUGGAUGCACUGGGUCCGGUCACCGCCACCUAUGUGGGGAUGGAGAGGAAGAGGCGUCAUGACGAGAUCGAGGCGAGGGACAUCAACGCUGCCCGUUUGGGCUUCCAGCUCAGCCAGAUCAAGCACGAGAUCGAGGCGAGAGAGCAGCUCAUCACCAACCUGCUCAUCCGCGAGUGCCAGGCCAAGGACAGCGAGCUGGCCCUGAAUCAGGCCCGCCAGAAGAUGGCCCUCAAGCGGGAGAUUCGCGACCAGCUCCUCAGCCAGCGGGACGAGCAGAAGUUCUUCCGGGACAAGGCCAUCCAGCAGAGUAUGCUGAAGCCCAAGGACCCCACUAGCUUCGGGGAGCGGCAGUACCGUAACCAAGUGGCCCAGGCGGAGAACACCCAUCGGUUGGACGUCCAGGCGUACAAGGAUCUCGCCGUCAUGAUCGAGGCGGGCAAGAAGCGUCGGGCCGAAAACGCCGAGGAGAUGCGCCAGAUGAACAAGCGGGUCUACGACCUCCAGGAUAUUCAGGACAAGCUGGUGGCCGUUGAGCGGAUGGAGAUCCUGGGAAAGCAACCGCGUGAGGUCCUCUCGGCCCUGCGCACUGCCCUGCUGACCCCGGAGGAGAUCAAAACCUUUAACCUGGCCAAGUGAAGGACUCUCCCUUGUCUCUCCUUAAGGUCUUUAGUUCCGGCCAACCUAAUUGCCAGAAAUACAUUGAACAUUGUUUGAA
Molecule: messenger RNA, 1998 nt
Organism: Drosophila ananassae
Lineage: Eukaryota; Metazoa; Arthropoda; Insecta; Diptera; Drosophilidae
Product: trichohyalin
Exons: 1
Coding region: 210-1919 (569 amino acids)
Source: RefSeq, a predicted model, not a curated record